Molecule: messenger RNA, 2555 nt
Organism: Dipodomys spectabilis (banner-tailed kangaroo rat)
Lineage: Eukaryota; Metazoa; Chordata; Mammalia; Rodentia; Heteromyidae
Gene: S100pbp
Product: S100P binding protein
Exons: 8
Coding region: 218-1471 (417 amino acids)
Cellular component (GO): cytosol; nucleus
Molecular function (GO): calcium-dependent protein binding
Source: RefSeq, a predicted model, not a curated record
GUUCCGGGUUGGGGGAGGUCGAGGAGGGGGCGACAAAAUGGCGCAGGGGGCGGAGUGAGGCGCAGUCGCUCGCCCAGGCUUUGGCCCAGCUUCCGGAGGAAGGUGGGAGUCAAUCAUUUUGACAAGUCUUCUGAAAGGAACAGCCAGAAGGAGUUGAAACUCUCUUCCAUUUGGUCUCGUGGCAAAGGCAGAUAUCGCUCCAACAGCUCCAUAAAAUAUGACGUGCUCACUCGUGCCCUCUGAACAGUCUUCUGGAACCUCUUUUUUGCCUAAAGACAAUGCUCCAUUUUCUUGGGGUUCCUUGGAUGAGGAUGGAUUAGAUGACUCUUUGUUAGAGUUAUCUGAUGGAGAAGAAGAUGAUGGCCAUUUCAGUUUCACUGAGGAAGAGAUUGAAGUGCUCUUAAAGGAUGAUGGUGAUGAUGGGCAUGAUGAAAACAGAGGAAGAGGGAGUCAGAGUCUACGCCAUAAUUCCCAAGAAAAAAAUUCAUCGUAUAGCUUGGUACCAAUAGCUGAGACCUCUGGCUUCUUCAAACUACCUCAGCUAAGUACAUCACUUGGUCAUGGACCAAAUUCUACAAAACCAUUAGACAGAAACUCUGUGCUUGAAAAAAAUUUCGUAAAAGUAACUGUUGCACCAUUUAAUCCAACAGUUUGUGAUCCUGUACUUGAUAAAGAUAAGACUGAUUCAUCCAAGGAUACUGAAAAAUCCUCCUCCCUUGAGGAACAGAUGAGAGAAGAUGAUGAUCUUAGUCCAAAUGAGAGCAAACUUCGUACUGAAUCUGAAGGGAGCAACCUCAAUCCCACCGUGGAUGGGUCCUUGCUCUCUUCUUCAAACAAUAACCUGCAACAGACUAUAUCUGAGAAGAAUACACCUGGCAGCAAGAAAUCUACUCCUGAAUUGCCUCAGAUCUCAGACCAUUUAGAGACAGCUAAUACAGGAUCAUCCUGGAAAAAUGGAUCACAUAAAUCAAGUUCUGAAGUGAGAAAUUCAGUUUCCAGUUCUUCAAACAGACAGAAUAUUCAUGACAGGGAUUCUGGGGAGAUGAAAGCUCGUGAGAGAAGCGACAGAAGAGUACUAGGCAAAGUCAUUCCUGUUCUACAAACCAAAACUAGGUCUAGUGUUUCGACAUUUUCACAAUCAGAUCUAGAAAAGCAGAAGGAAAUUUAUCUCAGCAGAGUCAUUGCACAUAUAGAAGACCCAGGGGACUCCAAUCAAGGCACUGCAGAAGUUGCAGAAAGAACAGAAGGUACUUCCGGGGAGCUGGAUACUUUGAUGGAUCAAGUUCAUAUGCAGAACCCAGACUGGCAGCAUCCUUCAGAUCUUACUACUCGAAAUUAUGCCCGGUUCCGACAGAAACCUCUGCAAAGAUACAGUCUGACUCAGUGGGUUGACAGGAACAAGCGAAGCCACCAUCGGUUCAAGCGUCUACCAGACUUCUAUAGUCCAUAUGUUUCAUCCCAUCAGCAAUGAAGGUCCUAGCCAGGGCCCUGUUCAGAGCAGCAUCUCUUUUCUGCUGUUUUGUGCUUUACAUAUUUUGAAGUUUAUUUUUCACAAAAUUUUUAUUUAACGAACUUGUCACCUUUUGGAAAUGCCCAUUGCUGACUUGAAUUUUUUUGUAUGAGGACCUUCCUGAUUUUGUGUGUUUGUGUGUGUUUAAGCAGUGUUAAAUUGAUGGGUUUGUUUUGUUUUUGUUUUAAUUUAAAUUGACUGCCUCUUGAAGGCAAGCAUUAAGCCAAAACCCAGGUUCAACAGAACAUCCACCUCUGUGUAGAGGUAAAGCCUACUUCUGGUGCCCAAAAGAAGUCAUGUUUUAAUCUACUGUAAGGAAGAGAUUCUUUACCAGGCUAUGAGCCAAUGUUAAUUAUUGCUGAUGUCUUGUGAAUGGAUAUAAGUCACUUUGUGUGAGAGUGGGUGUGUUUGCGUGCUUGCACAUGUGCUGGUACUGGAGCUUGAAUUGAGGGCCUUAUGCUCUUGAUAGGCUUUCUUGCUGGCACUCUAUCUCUUGAGGCUAUGCCUUCAGUUCAGCAUUUUGCUGGUUAAUUGGAGGUGGAGUCUCAUAGACUUUUCUGCCCAGGCUGGUAGAUAUGUCACUUUUAAUGACCCUUUUUACUUCUUAAAUUUGAAUCUUGGAACACUUGUCAGUAUUUUAAAGUUGGUAAUCAGGACAUUUGAAGUAGGGUGGAGUAGGAAAAAAAAUCCUAGUGAAAGGAAGAAUUAAAAACAUAAAUCUCCUUUCUGUACCUAUUAGCUGCCAUUAUUAUUAUUAUUGGCUAUUUUCAGUUUCUGCUAAAUUUAUUUUGCACAUAUUGUUUACAAAUCUUAUACAUUGUUAGUUGACAGAAGACUGCUGACUAGCCUUUCUUGAAUACCUUGUGGUUUUCUGAUUGUCUUCUUUGCCCUUUUUUAAGAUACUCCUUUCCCUCCUCCCCACCCCUAACAACUCACUUUGUUCCCUAGGGUUCGACAGAUACUAUUUCUGUAUCAUGUUAGACUUGAAUAUGCCAUAUGCCUUUUCAGAUUGGCGUUCUUGUUUUCUUUAUUAAAGGUUGUCCAC